This is a messenger RNA of Colias croceus (clouded yellow), 1905 nucleotides long. RefSeq lists its product as uncharacterized. The transcript has 6 exons. The coding region runs from base 252 to 974 and encodes 240 amino acids. NCBI's taxonomy places the organism in Eukaryota, Metazoa, Arthropoda, Insecta, Lepidoptera, Pieridae. Gene Ontology annotation, molecular function: acyltransferase activity, transferring groups other than amino-acyl groups. The record is from RefSeq and is a predicted model, not a curated record.
UUCAAAAUAAAACGCUAAACGAUUGCAAGUCUUCUACAGUCUUCUACUUACUAACUAUUGAAGUUGUAUAAUUAUUUACAUGAAUAUGAGAUAAAAUUUCUUGGAUACAGAUAGUAAUUAAGCAAUUAUUUCUUCUAUAUUAUUCAAUCCAUUAAAUUAUAUAUACCCAAGACAAAAUUCGCUGCUAGAGUCGUUAUCAGAAAUCAUACUUAAAUAUUAUAGUGUUUAUAAUUAAUAAGGUAUAUAGCAGAAUGUCGUGUGAAUUAAUAGUGAGGCCUUCGAUGCCAGGAGAUAUGCAGAAGCGUCAAGAAAUCGUACGAAAUGCUUAUUCCACGGGUUUUAUAGACACCUUUUUCUUCUUUUUUUUUCAAGAGUUGACACUAGAGUGUUGUGUGCUGAGUGGUGCAGUGCUGUUCAUAUUUUGCGGUGUGUCAGCUCGCGGCUGCUUGCUGCUGGUGCCGGCGGUGGUCGCCGUGGUCUCUGCUGCUGUUCUGCUUCAACAGUACACUCUGGCACACAAACAUGCUCAGAGUAUACAUGGAGAAAUGUUCGGCGUGGUGGUGGAAGCCCGCGGCGCGCUGCUGCCGCCGGCCGGCGCCGUGCCCAUCCGCCUGCGCCUGAACGACGGCCGCCACGACGAGAGCCGAGGCUACAUGUACACACAUAUAGUGGGGACUGCGAGUGUGUCGGAAUUUUGGGGGUCGAUGCGGAGCGGAUGGCUGCACUCGCUGGCCGUCGACGUUCAGUGGCAGAGGCGCGGCGCGGGCGCGGCGCUCGUGAGCAGCGCGCGGCAGCUGGGCGCCGGCGCGGGCCUGCAGUCGCUCGAGUGCGUCGUGAGCCCGCUGCAGAGCGCCGCCAAGCGCCUGCUGCAGGCGGCCGGGUGGGAGUGUCGCGGCUCGUACGAGCGCGCGGUGGUGGGCGCAGCGCUGACGCUGCCGCUGCUGCGGCUGGGCACCGACCUGCCGCUCGCCUGACCGACGCGCCCCGCGAUCCACAUUCGAAAACUUGACCGGAGUAAAAUGUUCGAAUAUUUAAAUUUUGGAAAUUAAUGACUAAAGCGGAUUUGAAGCGGGCUGUGUUUAGCUAUAUUUGAAACUUGAAAUCGAAUACAAUUGAUCGCUUAAUUAUAUCAAAGUAAAAUAUUAAACUAAUUUGAAAUUUUUUAGGAAUAUAAAUAAAUCGAUUACGAGGAUAAUAAUAUGAACUUUCGCCUUGCCGGGUCGACGCCUGACCAAAUUUCCAAGACGAGUACGAGUUGGUACAUUCUAUUCAAACAAAAACAUAGCAUGUCCGCGACUCGCGAGUUUUGCACGCGGUACAGUACAUUACAGUACGGUACAGUACAUUUAGAAACUACGUUUAGAUACCCAUAUCACUAUUCACUAACACAUUCAUCACAUCACACAUCUACUUAGUACAUUUCAUAAAUUAUUGCUUUUGUAAACAUUAUAACUAACAUGUUGUCAAGCGUAAUCAUCAUCCUUGCGGUAAGCGCCAGCCAUAUUACUCGUGAUCGUGCGGGGUGACGUAAGUGUUUACAUUUGGCGGGAGGCGGAGAGUGUCAGUUCUGUAGCGUUAGCUACUAUUAUUGGCCGAUUAAGAAGAGCUGGAACGUAAACACAUUCCACGUAUUGUGUAGUGUCUAUGAAGUCGCGCGCGGCGUGACGUCAUACUGCAUACGCAUCAUGAAGUCUGCCAGUUUCUCUCGCGCGCAGACUAGCUUAUAUGAGAGUUAAGGGGACAAUUAUUGUUUUUAUUUUGCAAUUGCUUAUAAAUACAGGGUGAUGUAAUUUAAACAAAGACGUUAGGUACACUACUAACUAUAUUCGACGAGAUAACUACUUCGCGGCACGCGGAUUAGAAUAUUUUUUUACUUUACCUAGGUUAAAUUAUGGAAUAAUUUUG